AUGCAGCUGCUUAGAAAUGAGCAAAAUGUGUCUGGUGUAACUUUUGCUUUGAUGUCUGAAGAUAUAAAGAAAGAAGUCAAGAGAACCAAGGAUUUGGAGAAAAGUGGUAUACCCAGAAAAAAUGACAUAAACUUAAAAGAAAUUAUAUUUGUCAUCCAGAGUCAAAGCAAUUCUUUUCAUGCCAAGAGAGCAGAACAACUGAAAAAAAGAAUUUUAAAGCAGGCUGCAAAUCUUACACAGGAACUCCCCAGGGUCCUCCUUCUCCAUCAGCUGGCUACGCAGGAAGGUGCAUGGACCAUACUUCCAUUGUUACCACACUUUUCUAUAACAUAUAGCAGAAAUUCAUCAUGGAUUUUCUUCUGUGAAGAAGAGACAAGAAUUCAAAUUCCAAAACUCUUAGAAACACUCAGACGCUAUGACCCAUCGAAGGAAUGGUUUUUAGGAAAAGCACUGCAUGAUGAAGAAUCUACAAUAAUUCACCAUUAUGCCUUUUCUGAAAAUCCUACAGUUUUUAAAUAUCCAGAUUUUGCUGCCGGCUGGGCUCUUAGUAUUCCACUUGUUAACAAGCUCACCGAGAGGUUAAAGAGUGAAUCCUUGAAAUCUGACUUUACAAUAGAUUUAAAACAUGAGAUUGCCCUCUACAUCUGGGACAAAGGUGGAGGACCUUCCCUUACGCCAGUGCCCGAGUUUUGUACAGAAAUUAUGGACUCAAGCUGCGCUACCACAUUUCAUUCCUUUCUGCCCCUUUGUGGAAAACCAGUGAAGAAGGAAGAUAUUUUUGUCGCAGUAAAAACAUGCAAGAAAUUUCAUGGUGACAGAAUACCCAUUGUAAAGCAGACUUGGGAGGGACAGGCAAGUCUCGUCGAGUACUACAGUGACUAUGCGGACAGUGCCAUCCCUACUGUGGAUUUGGGGAUCCCUAAUACAGACAGAGGUCAUUGUGGAAAAACAUUUGCCAUUUUGGAAAGAUUUUUGAAUCAUAGCUAUGACAAAAUAACAUGGCUAGUCAUUGUGGAUGAUGAUACAUUAAUAAGCAUCUCCCGGCUCCAGCACCUGCUUAGCUGCUACGACUCCAGUGAGCCUGUGUUUCUGGGCGAGCGCUACGGCUAUGGUCUGGGCACUGGUGGCUACAGCUACGUCACUGGAGGAGGGGGCAUGGUCUUCAGCAGAGAAGCCAUCAGGAGACUUCUUGCCAGUAAGUGUCAGUGCUACAGCAAUGAUGCACCAGACGACAUGGUUCUGGGCAUGUGCUUCAGCGGCUUGGGAAUCCCAGCGACACACAGUCCCCUCUUCCAUCAGGCCCGGCCAGUGGAUUACCCUAAGGACUACCUUUCUCAUCAGAUUCCCAUAUCAUUCCACAAGCACUGGAACAUCGAUCCGGUGAAGGUAUAUUUCACGUGGUUGGCACCUAGGGAAGAAGACAAAGCUGCACGGCACACACAAGAAGGCGUCAGGGAAGAGUUGUAAGGCGGGGCGCCCGCGAGCAGCUUGAGGAAGACGCAGAUGUGGAGCCUUGGCUUCACUCACCGUGCUGUCUCUGCAGUACUGCUUGGUGACUCCACGUGGCACCGGGCACUUCCUGACUAUGGGAAAUAAUGUAAUUGGCAUUUUUUGACAUGGAAGGAACAGGAGUCAUGGGGUAAAAUAAUUUUUUUUUCUGGGAAAAAUCACUUGCUUUUGACUUACACACUUAUUAUAAUACAGUGAUUACUGUGCAUUUUUCAAGCUGUGUGACACAGCAGCUUUUUACUGCCACAGGAAAAUAAAUGGUACCAGAAGUCCCUUUCCUCUUCUUUCUCUAUGUUAUGCUGAGUUUCACUUGGGCAUAAUCCAGAGAUGUGUCUGUUGUCCCUAGGUAAAGCAGCGUGAGUGUCUUUUGUCCUGGACUUUGGCAAGGCAUGAACUUUUAAACCAUACUAUCCAAGAUGACAUUUGGUUCCUGGGAACUCAGUAGGAAGGAUGUUGUAUUGAGAAUCCUUUGUAAAACACCCUAAAAGUCUUAACUACGGAAUCCCCUGUAGUUUACAUAGUCACGAUCGUUUUAUCUGUUCUUUUGUUUGCGCUUCCUAAGAAGAGAACAGGAGGUCUUCUGCUGGCACCUCCUGUUUGUUUAGAAGUGCACCUGGGUGCCAUUUUUCCCUGAAGCCUGGUUUUUAUGGCCACUGGCAAGGAAGAGUACUGGGCGCUGCCAGAAAGCAGUGUCCUCAGCCUUGAACAGCAAGAUUAUGAGCUCCGCGUGAGUCUCAGGGAGUGAGUUGUGUUUGAACAUGGUGUUUUACUUUUGUCUUUUUUUGGCUGUUACUGAUGCCUUUUCUGGCUCAGAAUGGACAAUUCCAACCCCAGUGAGGAAAUCCUUAUAGAAGGACAGUGUGAUGAUCUUGCAGUUCCUCUGGCUUUUUAAACAGUGACCCUUGAACACUGUAUCCUGAAACAGCUGUAAUUUUCAAAUCAUAUGUUUAAUAUAUAGUAAUUUAACAUUCUGCAUUAAUGUAUAAAAUUAUUCUAUAUUUUAAUGUUUUAAUUAUAUAAUUCAGUUUUGUAAAGGUAUUUACAUGAGAUUUGAUUUUAAUACAUUGUAAAUUAAUUUUAGUAUAGUAAAAUAUUUUCUUUUCCUUUUUUAAAAAUAACUGUUCAUUAACUUUGCUUAUAAUACUUUUUGUAGCCAAGCAGAGUAUUAAGCCAUACUUCCAAAAGUACGUUAUGUAUGUAUGUUGUUUUUUAACAAUAUAUUUUUCAUGUAGCUUAGACCUGACUCAUGCACAAUGAUGCAACAGUAUUUUUCCAUAUAUCAAAUACCAGCAUGAGUGUAUUUCAGUUCUGGUAUAACAUGUGCUACUACAGUCUUUUAAUGGAGUGCACUGGAUUCAGUUUGUGAAAUGGAAUUUUGGGAUUCAUCUGAGGAAAGGGCCAAGGGCUAUUUGCUGGAUAAAAAACACCAGGGGACUUUUGAGUUCCAUGGAGCUGCCCUGAUGGUGUCAGGAUCAUCGCCAUCAUAACAGGGACUUUUGUUGGUACCAGUAUAUCGUCUUCCUGUCCUCUGUCCUAGAGGGCCCUGUCUGCAUACAUCAGUAGAAGAGUCUUCAGUUCUUCCUGCAUCUGCUACUAAUUGUUCCCACCCAGAGACAUUUCAUUUGGUGGGAUUGAACCCAGCGUGUCAAGCUUUCUUCUGUGUAAUGAUCAGUGCCUUCUAUUACUUCUAGAGAUCAUCUGCUGGUACCUCUUGGUGUUUUGUUAAUUAUGUUUACUUGUUGGAACUGUGUUAACUCUAACCAUGAAUAAAACGUCUUUUCCUAAAUUUCUGAUUUCUCAAAUGU
Octodon degus (degu) is the source of this 3314-nucleotide messenger RNA. RefSeq names its product beta 3-glucosyltransferase (gene B3glct). Gene Ontology annotation, cellular component: membrane. The transcript is spliced from 15 exons. NCBI's taxonomy places the organism in Eukaryota, Metazoa, Chordata, Mammalia, Rodentia, Octodontidae. The coding region runs from base 1 to 1467 and encodes 488 amino acids. Gene Ontology annotation, molecular function: acetylglucosaminyltransferase activity. The record is from RefSeq and is a predicted model, not a curated record.